Molecule: messenger RNA, 984 nt
Organism: Archocentrus centrarchus (flier cichlid)
Lineage: Eukaryota; Metazoa; Chordata; Actinopteri; Cichliformes; Cichlidae
Product: leukotriene B4 receptor 1-like
Exons: 1
Coding region: 1-984 (327 amino acids)
Biological process (GO): positive regulation of cytosolic calcium ion concentration; G protein-coupled receptor signaling pathway; calcium-mediated signaling
Cellular component (GO): membrane; external side of plasma membrane
Molecular function (GO): C-C chemokine binding; C-C chemokine receptor activity
Source: RefSeq, a predicted model, not a curated record
AUGGCACAACUCAACUCUACUGUGGUUACUCCUAACAUCUCCUCCUCUCCUGGAUAUCCACCUCAUCUCUCCUUGGACGCCAGCCGUCUAAUUCCUGCAGUGGUGCUGUCCAUCUGCUUCCUGCUGGGAUUCCCUGGAAACAUUGCUGUGAUCAUUCUCAAGCCAAACUGGGAGAACAUGUCCAGUCUGAGCCAGAGUUUGAUGCUGAGUCUGGCUGUGUCAGACCUGCUCUGCUUGGUUACCCUUCCGCUGUGGAUUUAUUCUUUCGUCAACGGCUGGAUCUUUGGCCUGGUGUCCUGCAAACUGAUAACAUAUUUUGUGUACUGCAGCGUUUAUGCCAGCCUGCUGACUGUGACUGCACUGAGUGUCCAGCGUUACCUUCAGGUGGUGCACCUGCAAAGGUGUUUACAUCAGGUAAAAGCAAGGAUGCUGCUGGUUCCACUCUGGCUGGUUGCAAUGAUCCUGUCCAUUCCUGAGUUAGUAGUUCGACAGCUGGUAGAAGAUCAGCAGUGGACAUAUUGUGAGCCUCAGUACUCCUCCAAGACCCAGAAGAUGGCUAUACUGUUGACAGAGACUCUGGUAGGAUCUGUGUCACUUUCUGUCAUUGUUUUUUCAUAUAUCAGUAUUUACAGAAAGGUGAAUCGGACAGCCUUUUUCAACAAUCCACAGACUACCAGACUGAUUACCAGUAUCACUGUGAUCUUUGCUGUCCACUGGGUUCCAUAUCUUGUCAUCAAUAUGUUGGGUGUGGCAGCUAUUCCCGUAGAAAAUGACGGUCUGCUGAAGUUUUGUGAAGAUAGCUGGGACACUGUUGGAGCACUAACAUUUGUAAAUAGUGCAGUGAAUCCACUCCUGUAUGCCUUUACUUCCAAUUAUUUGUCCUCAGUGUGCCAAAACAUUUCUGAAAUUUUCACACAGAAAAUCAUCAUUCCCCCAAAUCUGUCUAAGUCAGCAGAUAUCACCACAGAAGUAACAUUUAAAUGA